AUGGAAUUAUUAAAGUUUUUCCUUCGAAAUUAUUCGAGCCUACAUAGCAAAUUGAGGGCAGAAAAAGCAAAUAAAAAUGUAUACACAAUUAAGGGGGAUGUAGGUAACAACAAUGUUAUAAGCAGAAGACAGAAGGAGAGAAGUACGAAAUUAGAUAUAAAAAUAUAUGAACAGUUAAAAAAAAAAAUGCUAGGGAAACCAUUGAAUAAAUUACAGAAAAAAUACAUGAACGAAAAACGGCAAAAUUUUGCGCCCAUAUUUUUGGAUCAAUUAAAACCAAGAAUGAUAUUAUACAAAACAGCAAUUCAGGUAAAUGAGUUACCAUUGCCCAAGUAUCCUGAAAUAGCAUUUAUAGGUAGAUCAAACUGUGGAAAAUCGACAUUAAUUAAUGAAUUAUGUGGAAGGACAAAUAAGGCUAAGGUGAGUAAAUUACCCGGAUGCACAAAACAAAUUCAUUUUUACAAAAUAGCAAAGCCUUGCUUAUUAUGUUUAGUCGAUUUACCAGGAUAUGGAUUUGCACAUAGUAAAGAAGAAUUGAGAUUACAAUGGAAUGAAUUUACUUUAUUUUAUUUAAAAAAUAGAAAAAAUUUAAAAAAAGUUUUUGUUCUUAUUGAUUGUCGUGUUGGACUAAAAACAAGUGACAAGGAAUUGCUACACUUUUUUGAUAGAUAUAAUAUUAAAUAUCAAAUAGUUUUAAGUAAAUGUGAUUUAUUGAAUACAAAAGAUUUAGCUGUAAAAAUUCAAAUUGUUAAUGAAGAAAUUACAUGCUUUAAAAAUAUAGAAACCCCAAUUAUUCCUCUAAGUUCAUUAAAAAGACAGAAUUUAAAUGAAUUAAGGAGAGAAAUUGCCAGAUAUCAGUUGAAUAAAACUAUUGUAAAGAAUAACAUUGUAAUGAAAAUAAAUGACCUAAUUGAACAGAAGAGACUUAAGAAAUUGAAGGGACUUGGGGAGUCUCAUCAUGCAGGGAACCCACACGAUGUUACAAGUCAAAUGUGUAACCAAUUGAACAACAAAUUGGGGGAUGAAGGAGGAGAUCAUUUUAAUUUCCUUAAGACUAACACCCUUGGUAGGAAUAAUCAAAAAAGUAAAAAUAAAAUAUUCAAUCCAAAUGAGACUCAUUCUAAAGAUAUACUAAUCAGUGAUGAUACCAUUUCGGAAGCUUUAAAUAGAUGGAAAAACUGUGAUAAACAUAUUGAAGAUACAUGUUUUAACAAGUAUAUGAACAGCUAUAUGAAGUACAUAAUAAACGGGAUGCAGGAAAAUUUUCUGCACGAAUGUUAUAAAGAAUUUAACAAGAAUGACCUAAAUGUUAUUGACGACAUCAUUGAAAAUUGUGACAAAUUCGGUUACUUUGAUGAAAAAAUAAAGGAUAUAUCUCAAGGGAAGCUAAAAAAUACAGCACUGUUUGACAUGAAAAAUAUUCCCACAUGUAGGAAUGGGAUAACGUAUAUGAACAACAAGCAGAGGAAAUAUAAAAAAGAGCUCAAAUUAAUGGAAGAUCAAAUAACUGAAUGUGAAGAGAAAAAGGGAAAGAAUGAUGAGAUUGAUAGGAAUAAUGUAUGUAAGGGUAUGAAAGUUAACAUAUCUCGGCGCGGUAGUACAAAAUACAACAUAGAGGAAAACCCUUUAGUAUCUCCCAAUGAGAUCUGUACAAAUAAAAAUAAGAAACAUUACAUGAACAAAGGAGAGAUGACAUCAGAACAUAUGUGGGAUGCUGGUCAGUCAGGUGAUCUGAAUUAUUCUUCAGGUUAUACAAAACAUUUAGAAAUUACCUACGAUGAGAAACAUAAAAAGGAAAUUAGUAAAUACUCAAAUGAGCUACCAUUAAGAAACGUGGAUUCGAUUGAAUUAGAAAAAGAAUUACUUUUGGAGAGUUUGCAUUUAUCAAAUAAUAAAAAGAACAACAAUUAUGAAUAUGUCCAUUCUGAAAAUGUAAAAAUGGAAAAUUUAUUUGAAGAAAAUAAAAAUAAAACAUGGGAUGAUUAUUUCAAACGCAUGGAUUAUUCAAAAAUUAAGGGUAAUGUUUUAUUAGAAGAAGAUGAUACUUAUACCUCUGAGGAUUAUGCAAGUGGUUUAAAAAAAUCCAAAUUAGGCAUUCGCAAUAAUGAUCCACUGUCCAGUUAUACAUUUAAUAUAAAUGAUAAAGAUACCCAUGAAAUAUAUGAAAAAGGAAAGUCAGAUUUGUACAAGAUAUACAGAAGCAGACAGUUAGAAAAUUUAUAUAUACAAGACAACUCGAGUUUGUUUGGAUCGAACAAAAAUGUACAUAAAGGAGAAAAAGUCUCCACAGGAAAUUCUUCUUCACAAGGUGCUAACAAUGCAAGGAACAAAAAUAUAUCUACCCCGAGUAGUGUUUCCAACGAGUCUGUUAUGAAUAAGAAAAAAUCCCUAGCAAAUGGAGAAGAAAUAGAUAUGAAGAAAAAUUAUAUAGGUUUAAAAACUAGAUAUAAAAUUAUCAAAGGUACUAAAAAAUUAAAAUUAUUUGGCAAAAAAAAAACAAGUGAAAUUGUUCCUGUUCCUACAGAUUUAGCUACUGAUUAUUUUAAAUUAAGCAAUAACUCCACAUUUUACGAUAAAAAACAAAAUAGUUGGAAUUAUAUUAACUCUAAAUAUAAUAAAUGGCUUAAAAAAAUAAACCGUAAAAAAAUUUCUACAGAAAUUACAAGCCCUGUUAAAAAAGUUGAUGUAAUGGUGAGAUAUGCACAAAAGCAGGAAAGCAAAUAUAAAAAGGAGAAAAAUAAAUUACUCAUGCGAAAGAAUAACUUAGGUAUGAUCACAAAACCACCUAAUCAUAAGAAAGCUAAAAAAAUUUCAAGAAAUUAUACCUUAUCUGAUGAGCAAAAGAUAUUUGAUAGGGAAGCAUUUUUUAAGUAUCGUGAUGUCCAAAAAUGA
Molecule: messenger RNA, 2892 nt
Organism: Plasmodium gonderi
Lineage: Eukaryota; Apicomplexa; Aconoidasida; Haemosporida; Plasmodiidae
Product: GTP-binding protein
Exons: 1
Coding region: 1-2892 (963 amino acids)
Molecular function (GO): GTP binding
Source: RefSeq, a predicted model, not a curated record